This is a messenger RNA of Symbiodinium necroappetens, 1297 nucleotides long. NCBI's taxonomy places the organism in Eukaryota, Dinophyceae, Suessiales, Symbiodiniaceae. The record is from the annotation of a GenBank genome assembly.
GCUGAACAUGCAUCCGCGUGACCUGAAGAUCGAAGCCGAGCUUGCCGGGCAAAUCCGCGCCGCGCUUGAGCAGCACAAUGACGAAGACCUGACCAUUGACAUGGUGGAGGGCGAGACAUCGCUGUUCGAGCUGAUCGACGCCAUCAUGGCGGAUGACGCAGCGGACGACGAGCGGCUUGCAGGCAUCAAGGCCCGUCAGGACGAACUGAAGGAGCGUAAGGCGCGGAUUGACCGCCGCCAGUCAACGCGCCGCUCUGUGGUUCAUGCCGCAAUGGAUACGGCGGGCCUGCGCAAGAUCGAGCGCGCCGAAUACACCGUGUCGCUGCGGGCAGUGCCGCAAGGCGUCGAGGUUAUCGAGCCUGAGCUGUUGUCUGACGAAUACGUGCGCGUCAAGCGCGACCCGGACAAGGCCGCGAUCAAAGCGGCCCUGAAAGCCGGGGCGUUAAUGUUUGACGACAAGAUCAAGGCCGAACUUCAGAAGCCACUCAGCCCCGACGCCAUCGCCAGCCGCAAGCAAGGCGGCAGUCAGGUGAGCUACAUCGAAGGCUGGUAUGCGAUGGCUGAAGCCAACCGCAUUUUUGGCUUCGAUGGCUGGACCCGUGAAACCGUCAAUCUGGCGCUGGCAUGCGAACGCGAACGCAAGAUUGGCCGAGAGCAGAAAGACGGCUGGUCAGUCACCUACACAGCCAAGGUCCGCGUCACUGCGCACGGCGUUGUGCGCGAAGGGUGCGGCGCUGGCCACGGCAUCGGAACCGACCUAGGCGAAGCUCACGAGAGCGCCCUGAAGGAGGCCGAGACCGACGCCACCAAGCGCGCGCUUAUGACGUUUGGCUGGCCCCUCGGCAUGGCGCUCUACGACAAGGAGCGCAGCAAUGUGGGGAAUGCCCCGCCGGAGCGCGACCCGUCUGCAGAUCGUUUUAUCCAGCAACUCAGCGACAUGAUCGACGGCAUUGAGACCUUCGAGGAAGCCGCAAGCUGGUGGAAUGAAGACACCCAGAAGAAGACCCGCCGCGAUUUCGGGCUGACCAAUGACGAUGUUGCCCCGCUCGUCAUUCUGAUUGGCGCGCUUGGCGCUGAUCCUGAAGUGCGCCGCCUGAACAAUGGCGACCCGGUGGUGAACCUGCGUGUCGCUACCUCUGAGAGCUGGCGCGACAAGGCCACCGGCGAACGCAAGGAAAAGACCGAGUGGCACAACGUGGUGAUCUUCAAUGACCACCUCGCCAAGACCGCCGAGAACUACCUGCGCAAGGGCUCCAAGGUGUACCUGGAGGGCUCAUUGCAGACCCGCAAGUGGCAG